Messenger RNA from Hylaeus volcanicus, 7106 nucleotides. RefSeq names its product EGFR adapter protein-like. The record is from RefSeq and is a predicted model, not a curated record. The coding region runs from base 2161 to 3762 and encodes 533 amino acids. NCBI's taxonomy places the organism in Eukaryota, Metazoa, Arthropoda, Insecta, Hymenoptera, Colletidae. The transcript has 8 exons.
GGAGAGAAGAGAUCGGCCGGUCGCUCCGCUCGGUUUCGCGGUUAUGGUGGGGAUAGAACCGUGUGGGCCGCGACGGUGCUACCCCUGCUUCGUGUUCCUCUUCGACUUCAGUUUCUCUCUAUACGUACCGGGAGGUAUUGCCAUUGCCAAGCGGGACUAGCAUGCUCUAGGCCGCUUGACUCGCUUGAUUGGACCACCACCUGGACCUGGCUUCCGUCAGGUACGACCGAAACCGAGACGUCCAGAGGUGGGGGGUUUGGAGCGAGGUUCCACCAUUUCUUCUGGCAGAGCAUCUCCGGUUGACAGUAGAAAGGCAGACCCGCGAAAGGCCGCUGUCGACUCCGUGAAUCAAUCCAUAAAACGGAGAUUAGCCGAGGCGACGUGACCCGUUUUGAGACUUCUCCUUUUCCCGAUCGUUGUUAAUUGGCUCGAUCGGUUAUCCCGCGAAGAUAACAUCGACGAAGAUAGAUCGAGUACGUCGGUAGUGUCCGUGAAAGAUCCAGUGAAAUCGUGUCUCGCGGCGAGAAUCUCUCGACUCCGACACCGUUUCCAUCCGCGGUGAAAAUUGUCGUCGAAUUGAGAGCGUGUUUUCAUGGUCGGUGUGGUCGGCUGCGGCUGGUAUCGUUACGGUAUAACGGAACCGUAUCCGGCAGCGGUCGCUGCAAAAAAAAAAAAAGAAGGGAAAAUGUGUAAAGCUAAUAGCGAAGUCGAGCUUACCUUGUUCGAGUCUGGAUCAUUGAUCCCGAGGUAAGACGACACGGAUAUUCCGGAGCGCGGAUGCGCUUAAAUAUUAUUUCGUGCGACGGUUAUCAUUAGCGGAGUCGCUCGAAGCCAGCCUGAAGCUUGAAUGGGAAUAAUCCUAGCCGAUUCCUGGUCACGUCAGCCGAGUUGUAAAGGUAAAACAAAACCGUGAAGGAGAGAGCGGAAGAGAGAAGUGCCGCGGACUUAACGUGCCAGUGGUGGACGCAAGUAUGGUUGACAGUCGACGAGGACGAAGCGAAAGGCAGCUCCGAACUCGUUAACCGGUUUCCGCGGAUCGGCAUGCAGAACGACACUCGGUGAAGACUACGUACGCCACGAAGUGGAGCCCUCGAUCUUCCGUGCGUGUACCACGCGUAAAGCGAUCGGACCGGUCCACUGGAUCGGAGACGGAUGAUCACCUGCCAACGAUAAUAUAUCUCGCCGCGACUGUGUUGGACCUGGAUAAUUCUUAAACCUCGUCCCUGAUAAGCGUUAACUGGAAUAAGGUAUAAUCGUGGUCGUCGAGUAUAUCUCGCUCGCGAUAGCGAGGAAACUCGAGCGCCGUUUGAAAAUAGAAAUUAUAACGUAAGCGCUCGUUGACGGGGUUGUUGUCCUAGCAGUCGUAGCACGAAGGGUAAACGAGGGGACGUCAACCCGUAACAGAAACGCGCGUGUCAAUCAUCGAAACGUGCCUACGUUGCGGUUCGGUGGGAUAUUUUUAACCGUUCGUGAUCCAAGUUCCCGAGAUUUCCAAGGAGACGAGCUGAAGUGAUCCUGCGUCGAUUUACCUUCGAAAGUGUGUUUGGAGGAAUUCGUUAAUGAGAGAGGCGCCAGUGAUAUGACGCGAUUCGUCGCUGUUCUCGGCAAAGUGAAUUUCUCGGGAUGUGCGUUCGCUAGCUGAUAAGUGAAUGAAGAUUCCACACGGCGGUGUUGAGUGCGUGGCUACCGGAUUGAAGCCGGUAUGCCAUUACUAUACGAAUUAGAAAGUGUGUUCGGUGAUGCCGUGAACAAAUGGGUGCCGGUUGAAACAACGACGGAUUUAGAGGGAACCUCGCACGCCUAUUGUGAACGAAUUGGAUUUAUAAGUUUCGUGGAAUAUUCUAAGUGAACGACGAACGUGUACGAAGUAUGAAAAAUCGCGUCCAACUGCUGUGUUCGAUCAUCUUCGACAGUUAAAAGGGGAUUAUAAACAUACGCGAACGGUGCGCCAUGACGGAUCCAUGCUCGUUUUUCGAGCCGUCAGCGAACCAUGUAACGCGUCCAACUGGAACAAUGAUCGGUGGAACAAAGACGCGUCCGUUGUGUAACUGAAACCAGGGUUUCCGGCGUGUCGAAAAAAUUUCGAAAAUUCGGCGAAAGCCACGAGCCGUGCGCUUCGAAUCGAGUUGGAAGACGAAGAGGUGCAACGGUCGCCGUGGCAUGAGGAGGUUCACACGCAGGCGCAAAACCCUGGCCGCAUUCUCUGCGAUUAUGGGACGCCUUGGUAAAGCCUCGCAGAGCACGACGAGGCCCAUCUUCAGGGUGCAGUAUCGCAAGCUUGUAGACGAGUACUCGCAGCAACAAGAACAGCUGAAGUUUAUGCCAGCGUUGCCCGACUACAUGUCGUACUGCUGUUGUCGAUGUGGUCACACUCAGAAACUCAAAGCGGAGGAGUUGAACACCCUAGUCGGCAAUGCUUUUCGUAUGGCAUACGUGGCGCAACUUCAGCGCCAGCCGAUCCUUCACGAUGUGAUCUCACAGCAAUCAGCGCCACCCUAUCGCAAGGACAAACAGGAGACUCGGUCUUCGUGGAACCAAUCGCUAGCUGGCGACAAUUCGAUCGCCGGUGUGGGCGGUGGUUGCAGAAAUUCAUCCUCGAAUUCGUGGCUAAAAAGUCGAACGUCGCCCACGUCCAGAAGUGGAAGCGGUUCGUCUGUGGCGGACAUGAACGUACAGCUUGGCAGUGCCGGCUCGCCCACGCUGCGACUCGCCAGCGUGAAGACACCGAACUCGAUCCCAGGACUACGGCCGACGCACAAUUUCACGAACGUUCUCGGCCCUAUAACGAACGAGGACGAGCCAAAGAGUAUCUCUCAGCAAAGUACACCGAGCAGCGAUGAGAGCAACUCCCCGACGGAACUGAACUCGUACAAGAGGCUAACGGACAAGCCGCCUCUGAUAAAGCGGCUGGCGAUGGGUUUGACAGGUGGACGUGACGUUCUUGGACUAAACGGUGAGGAUGACAGCUGCCCCCUCGUCAGCGGUAGCAGUACGCCGACGAGCCCAUCGAAUAGGCCCCAUUCGGGGGGUUACAUAAACGAGGCGAUCAUCGACUCGGAGGGCACCAGACCUACCUACAACAAAAUACCCCCGUCCGAGAGUCUGGACAACACUAUCAAUGCCUCCAUUACCGCGAAAAACUUCAACAUCGAGAACAACAGGAUAGGACAUAACUCUCCAAGUUCGGGUACGGAAACAGAAUUCAAGUCGAAGAGAAGAUCCCAAAUUAGUACUUCGAGCAGUUCGGUACCUGCUGACGGAAGUACUCACGGAUCGACACCCACACCUCCACCCCUGCCUGAAAGAACGGAUAGCUUGAACAAUCGUAGCGAGGAGGCUGAAUUGCGUAAAGCUCCCUGGUUCCAGGCUGGAAUACCAAGGGAAAUAACGUUGGAAGUAUUGAGCCAGGAGCCGGAAGGAGCCUUCAUGGUGAGGGAAAGCACCAGUAAACCCGGAUGUUAUGCCCUCUCGCUUCGAGUACCGCGCGAAUUCCAACCGAGCGGAAUAGCCCAUUAUCUUAUAAUGCGUACGAACAAAGGCUACAAAAUCAAGGGUUUCACGAAGGAGUUCACGACGCUCACUGCCCUAAUUACUCAUCACUCGGUGAUGCCAGAGUUGUUGCCGUGCCCACUGUCCCUAAGCCGGUACAAUCCCAGCUUCGUGAAGAGUGAUUCCAACAAGGACUUUGCGGACAUCGAUUCGGAUCCUGAUUACAACACCCUGGCCGACUUCCGGAAGAUGAUGGCCGAUUUGAACGUCUAGAAUGAAUCUCUGGGGAACCGAAAUGACCCGGAAGGCGAUUUGGAACAAUCGAUUCGUUCAACGACGCUUUCAAACUUCGAACAACCGUGGCAAGCUCGUUCCAAGAGACCACGCGAGACUGAAUCACGCUUUGGAAAGAAAACGCGUUUACAGACACGAGGAAUACGCGAAAUCGAGAGGGAAAAACACGCGUUCACGUUGAAUUCCGCGUCGAUCGUGCUCGUUAAAAGGGGCAUUGUGAUCGAUAGCGUACGAGAACAAUGCGCUGUGUACUCGAAAACGAAACUGUAUGUUCUCGCGGUGAUAAGUAUUCGUAAGUCGUCGAUAUCGCUAAGGUACUAUUAACGAGUAAAUAAUAGCAAAUCAAAAGUCGGAGGACGUACAGCAGGGAAACUGACUCCUUAUUUUGUAGAUCGAUUCGCAGAGUUUUGCUAUUAGAUCGAGACCGUUUGAUAUCGACGUCGCUCGAUUGAAAUGCCAACGAAUAUAUCGCGGUUGCAACGGAUGUGUUCGUUGGCAUGAGUCCCUUAGGAGCGUCGCUCUGUUUGCGCGUUAACAUAUCCUGACACCAGCUCUGCGAAGGGGAGUCCUGGAGAAUAACUAGUUCGCAGCAUCCUUUCGUGUGAAGUGAAGAAUUACCGCAAGAAUGGGAUGAGUAUAUUUUUGAAUGUUACUGUGAAUGUAUUUUGAAUGGAUUUCGUAUCGAGUGGACCCUGUAAAACUGUAUCGGUGUCACGAUACGGUCGCGUUUAGUUUACGAAUCGAAGUUUAACCGACGCCAUUGCGUUGACAACGAUCGUUAUAGGUCUGGACAAAUUGGUAGCACAUGUGUGUUAUAUGACAUUUCUCGAAAACAACGUACAGUUUUUUUAAUCGUGGCGCGAGGAAGAAGGAAACUUGGAUUAAAUCAGUUUGUGCCCACUGACUUUCACAAUAAACAAAGUACACAGAUAAAUAGCGAAGACGAAAUGAUAACACGCUAACUUAAAUUUAAUGAAAUAGUUUCAAUUAUUCAGCAGCCUCUGGUUCAACACAGAUACAGGAAUCUGAUUUUCAAGUAAAAUAUUCUCUUUAGAAAAAUUUUCUUUUGUCAAGCAACGUGUCUUCUAGAUGAGGAACAAUUGUUUAAAAGUAUCUAACAACGAUAAUAAAUAUUUAUUAAGUAGAAGAAACUCCGCGCUUCGGUCUGCAUUUCGUUAAAAUCGAAUGGGAUGGUUCUACACCGAGUUACAACACUUUAAAGUUUCUUAUUUAACAGACACUUUAAUCGUAAUGUAUAAGAAUGACGGACAGAAAUAGUAGUAAACAUUGUAGUAUUUCCUGGAUGGAAAACCCUUCGAGUUCUGUAGAAGAGAUACGAGUAUAACUUUUUUUCCUUUUGAUCGCUGAUUCUGAAUUUGAACUCAAAAUGUGGAAAUUCAAAAUGGCGGACCCAAUAUCGCGGAAUAUAAUGCGAAAGUGACUGGUUUUGAAUGAAACUUUAUUCAACAUAGAUUAAUAAAACUAGAAAAUUCCAUGUCCAGAGAUUAAAUAUAGCACACAUGUACUAUCCUUAUUUCGAGUACUAUAAAAAUUCCACUACAUCUUGUGAUUCGGUGCUGGAAUACUAUCAGGGAAGAGCAACGCGUACAGACCGAUGUAUGAUUUUGUAUUUGUUUGAAUGCGUCGACACUGCGAUUAUGUUUUCGUUGAUUUUUCGAUCGAUCGUUGAGAGGUGAAAGCAACUAAACAGUGUGUUCCAAAAUUAUUGUACAUGUGUUUAUAUGUAUAUAAAUUAUAAUUAUUGUUAUACCAUACUACUUAUAUUUAAUUAAACGAACUCGGCGGUGGAGCGUUAGAAGGGGCUGUAUUCCUUGGAAUAUCGACAAGACGUAGAAUUCCGGGAGCGUCGAAGCCGAUGGAGAAAAUAACUUUGCAGUGGUAAUUUAAUCGAUCGACUCACCUAGUCUUGUACAGAAUUUGCGUGCGCAUAGUGAUUAAUUAAGACGAAAGAAGGGGGAAGAAUAGGGAAAUUACACACGCGUUAUCAACAUCGACCAGCGAAACGGAGAAAUGUGUGCCGCUUUUUGUACGCCCAUGAGCAUAGAACUGUAAGGGAACACUUCGUGCAAUUCCUACUCCUCAAUUUUUGUUUGUUUGUCAAUAUGUAACGAAACGACUUAUCGAGACAACUGCCGCCCUUCUAUAUCCGAUGAUACGGAACACAUCAGAUCAAACUACACGAACGGCCGUCAAUUUAUCCUACGAAGCAACGUCGUUGAGACGUACGCUAACCGACAAACGACAAAAUAAUAUUUUACUAAGAAGUUUACGCGCGUUCAAGUACAUCUGGCAACGAAAUUGUAUACAACUCACUCCCUGCCAUGUUAGGAUUUACAUAUAAAAAUCGAUAAAUGUGGUUUUACAUUCAUUUAUUUAAAUCGAAUCAACCGGACGCAUGUAAGCUAUAAUGCGGACUUCAAUGAGCAAAUGUAAGCAAAAUCGCGAAGAUAAAAUUCGCUUAUCGUCAUCCUUCGAGAAACGAAUAGGAUAAAACUUCAGCGUGAUUUAGUUAGUUAACGAACCAUUCAUUGUAACUUCGAUAUCGAGAUUAGGGUACAGGAAAAAUCUUUGUAUCGCCAAAUUGAUUAACGUUCUGCUAAGAUGAAUGCGCAAAGAAAACGAAAGGAAAUCAAUUAAUCGUUGUAAUCUACGCUAAGCGAGACAUUAAUCACUGCUUGAAGUUUGUAACGUUUUACGAAUCAUUAUAGCAAUGCGUUGUAUAAUUUCAAUAAAAUUAUUUAUUAAAAUAAACGAUAAAUAAAAAUAAUAUAAUUUAGUCUAUAAACUAACGUCCGAAAUAGUUUACCCACUAUAAUAAUAAUUAGCCUUCUAGGCUACAGGCAGUGAGAAGUCCACGGUAAUAUUUUCAAAAGGAAGAAGUGAAUAAGUGAGUUUAAUUUAUAAGGGUGCGAAGUGAUAUAACAUGACUAUAACACCUAAUGUACCAGUCUUUCAUUCCUUCGUUUUUUACAUUCAAUUCUUGCUUUACGUUACUUUGCAUUUGUAUAAGUAGUUUCUAAGGGUCAUAUGUCCCUUAUAGCUCGGGUACCUCGGGAUCGCUAAACCCGUACUGUAGCUACCAUAGCUACAGCCCCUGAGGGCAACAAAAAGAACUGUCCACUUUCAGACAAGUUUCACAUCCUGAUGUCAUUUUCAUAAAUUUCAGGAGAACAGGAAUCCCAAGAAUAAACGUUCCUACAAAGACGGAAGAGCAAGUCUUCCGACUGCGGCCUUCGAUAGAACAUGUUCAGAAUGACCUCUGAGUCUAAAAAGUAUAGUCAAUAUUUGGCUCGGAUAGAAAC